Molecule: messenger RNA, 3256 nt
Organism: Anopheles darlingi
Lineage: Eukaryota; Metazoa; Arthropoda; Insecta; Diptera; Culicidae
Exons: 10
Coding region: 63-3119 (1018 amino acids)
Molecular function (GO): oxidoreductase activity, acting on paired donors, with incorporation or reduction of molecular oxygen; heme binding; iron ion binding
Source: RefSeq, a predicted model, not a curated record
CUUCCUGCUAAAAGGGUGGUACGAUUCUCCAGUGUGUGUCUUUAGUAUAGCGCGAUUCCGCGAUGUUUGUGGCUACGGUGAGUCUGAUUGCGUUGGCCGUAGCCAUCGCGGUCUACGUGUAUAAGCAACACUUUAGCCAGAUGGUGGAGCUCAGUGCAAAGCUCGGUGGUCCUCCUGCUUAUCCUCUAAUUGGAAACGGAUUGCUGUUUAUUGGCAAAUCACCCUCUGAAUACUUACCGACUGUAGGGCGCCUGGUGCAAAAGUAUGGCAAACGUUACCGAUUGUGGCUCGGUACGCAGCUGCUGAUCGUUGUUACGGAACCAAAGGAUGUGGAGGCUCUGCUGAGCAGCCCCAAAUACAUCGACAAAUCGGUCGAGUAUGAUUUCGUUCGACACUGGCUCGGCGAGGGUUUGCUCACUAGCAGCGGGCGGAAGUGGCACACGCAUCGUAAGGUGAUCACGCCUACGUUUCAUUUCAAAAUCCUGGAGCAGUUUGUGCAGAUUUUCGAUGAGCAGAGCAACAUAUUUGCCAAUGCGCUCAAACCGUACGCUGAGUCCGGCAAAUCGUUUGACAUAUUCCUCCCGGUUACGCUGUGUGCCCUGGACGUUAUCUGUGAAACCGCCAUGGGAACAAAGGUUAAUGCUCAGCUGAAUGCCGAUUCGGAGUAUGUGCAGGCGGUCAAAGACAUUACCAAGCUGAUUCAGAGUCGAAUCUUCGAUUUCCUUCUUCGUAACAACUUCUUCUAUCGCUUCUCGGAUAAUCGUCGAAAGCAGCAAGCGGCACUGAAGGUACUGCACGGAUAUACUGACAGUGUGAUUAGGGGACGUAAGGAAGAGCUGCACCGGGAAGCUAUGGGCGAUGUGUCCAAAGUGGACAUCAACGAAAACGAUCUGGGAAUCAAGAAGCGCAUGGCGUUCUUGGACUUGUUGUUGCAGUCCACUAUCGAUGGACAACCGCUAACGGAUCUGGAAAUUCGGGAAGAGGUGGAUACGUUCAUGUUCGAGGGCCACGACACGACAACAUCCGCGAUUAGUUUCCUUCUGCAGAAUCUAGCCAAGAAUCCGACCAUCCAGCAGAAGGUGUUCGACGAAGUGCGGAACAUUGUCGGUGACGAUCGGUCCCGACCGGUAACGAUGUCAAUGUUGAACGAUAUGCACUACUUCGAUUUGGUGAUCAAGGAGACGCUUCGGUUGUAUCCCUCCGUACCGAUGUUUGGACGAAAAAUGCUACAGAACAACGAAAUAAAUGGCAAAAUAUAUCCGGCCGGCUCGAAUGCCAUCGUCCUGCCAUUCUUUAUGGGACGCGACCCGGAGUUUUAUCCCGAUCCAGAGAAGUUCGAUCCGGAGCGGUUCAAUGUGGAAACGUCGGCGGAGAAGACAAACCCGUACCAGUACAUUCCGUUCAGUGCCGGACCACGGAACUGUAUCGGUCAGAAGUUUGCCAUAGCUGAGAUCAAAAGUCUAACCAGCAAAAUCUUGCGCCAUUACGAACUAAUGACCCCACUGGAACAUCGCGACGAGACGUUCAUUGCGGAGCUGAUCCUGCGCCCCGAGAAGGGUGUCUUCGUGCGCGUGAAACCGAGAGUUUUCAUUUCUCUAAGUGAUCGUGAAUCGAAAAUGCUGUUGCAAAUUGCGCUUGCAGUGUCGGUGGUCGUCUUGACUAUCAACUAUCUGUUGGUGCGGAGAAAUAUUAAAUACGGCCGACACAUUCCGGGCCCGGUGCCGUUACCGAUCGUGGGUUGUUUCUAUCUCUACAUCAACAUGAAACCCGAAGAUAUAAUCGACUUUGUAUCGGGAUUGAAGAACAAGUACGGUAGCUUGUUCCGGGUGUGGAUCGGUAACCGGUUGGCACUGUUCUGCACCAACGUGAAGUACAACGAAACUGUACUCAGCAGUCAAAAAUUGAUACGAAAAAGCGAACUUUAUAAGUUCCUUGUACCAUGGCUCGGCGACGGAUUGCUGCUCAGCACCGGCCAGAAGUGGUUCAACAAACGCAAAAUUCUGACUCCGGCAUUCCACUUUAAAAUCCUCGAACAAUUCGUCGAAGUGUUCGAUAAACAGAGCACGAUUCUCGCGAAUCGGUUGCGCUCCGAGGCGACCGGUAAGCUGGUUAAUAUCUACCCGUACGUUACGUUGGCGGCUCUCGACAUUAUCUGCGAGACGGCCAUGGGAACUUCGGUGAACGCGCAAACGGACGUUGACUCCACAUACGUGAAAGCCAUCACAGAACUGAGUCUCGUGUUAACGGGACGCUUCGUUAAGGUGUGGCAGCGAGUGGACUUUCUGUUUAAUCUAUCCGCUGACCGGCGCCGGCAGGACGAGAUCAUCAAGGUGUUGCACGAGUUUACGACGCGCAUCAUUCAAUCGCGCCGAAAAGAGUUGGCGGAACGAGCUGCUCCCGUUGGCGACGAUGAUGACGGAGCGGACAUUGGGACGAAGCGUCGGAUGGCGUUUUUGGAUGUAUUGCUUCAGUCGACGAUCGAUGGGCGUCCGCUAACGGAUAAGGAGAUCCAGGAGGAGGUGGACACGUUCAUGUUCGAGGGACACGAUACGACGACCAUUGCGAUCAGCUUCACCUUGCUGCUGCUGGCCCGGCAUCCGGAAGUACAGGAGCGGUUGUAUCGGGAGAUUGUCGAGAUCAUUGGCAACGAUUUGCAGAUACCGGUCACCUAUCGCAACCUUCAGGAUAUGAAGUAUCUGGAGAUGAUUAUCAAGGAAUCGCUUCGGCUCUAUCCACCGGUACCGAUUAUCGCACGGCGAUUCACUGAGGAUGUAGAUCUCGAUGGAAAAGUGGUCCCGGAAGCGUCUAAUUUCAACAUCGGUAUAAUGCACAUGCAUCGAGAUCCGUCCCUUUUCCCCGAUCCAGAGCGUUUCGAUCCAGAACGGUUCGCACCGGAUCGACUUCUGGAGCAGACCAGUCCGUAUGCGUAUGUUCCGUUCAGUGCGGGACCUCGAAAUUGCAUCGGCCAAAAGUUUGCUAUGCUAGAGCUGAAGAGUACCUUAUCGAAGGUUAUUCGUAACUAUAAGCUCACCACGGCCGGUCCGGAACCGAAAUUAACGAUGCAACUAACGCUCAAACCAAGAGAUGGACUGUUUAUCGGAUUUAUUCCUCGUGCUUAGUAGGUUUCCCUAGAGCGUAAGCCAUCGAUCGCUACAAUAAAUGCCAUACUAAUUGCUACUUUACCUCGUCUCUACUCACAACUGGGCUCACCUAAUUCUAACAUAGUACUAGUAUCAGACUUUGUGGGAUUCACGAG